Messenger RNA from Dreissena polymorpha, 4883 nucleotides. RefSeq lists its product as uncharacterized. The record is from RefSeq and is a predicted model, not a curated record. NCBI's taxonomy places the organism in Eukaryota, Metazoa, Mollusca, Bivalvia, Myida, Dreissenidae. Bases 399 to 2207 code for a protein of 602 amino acids. The transcript is spliced from 8 exons.
UUUUUGUAGGUGUUUAUCUGCAGUCAAAAAAAUUACCACGGGAUGGCUGUCAAAAGAGAUAUGACAAAAUUAACUUCUGUGUUUACUGCAAGAAGGCGGUUAAAUCCAAAAUAUCUAGACAUCUCUUAACCCACAAGGAACGUCAAAAGGUUCUUCAAAUCCGACUUCUGCCAAAGAAAUCAAAGCAGAGGGAAAAUCUUUUCACAGAACUUGUGAAUGAAGGUAACUUCAAACACAAUAUAGAUGUUAUUAGUACAGGUGAAGGUGUCCUCAUUACAGCACGAAGAGAAAACAUCGAUCAGGAAAAACAUCAUUCACACCAAGAUUAUGUUCCUUGUGUAUACUGUAAAGGAUUUUACUUGAAAAAACUAUUAUGGCAUCAUCUCCAUUCGUGUAAAAUGCGGCCAAAUGAUACUAAAGGUGAUAAUAUGACGGACACAAAAAAUGCUGUACGGAAGGCCAAAAGCCUACUUUACGGUUGUUUGCAUACUGAAAAUGAAAAGGCUGUUGCAGAAAUGCUACGCACAAUGCAUGAUGAUGAUAUAAAGGAAGUUGUUAAAAAAGAUACUAUUAUUAAGUUGUUCAGUUCAAUGCAGGUGUGUGCAUUGGGAGGGAAACACAUACAGAAGAAAAAUGAUAUGCAUAGGAUUAGCCAAAAUGCUAGGACCUUGGCUCGUCUAGUGAUAAAAGCAAGUGAGCAUCUGCCAAUGGUCAGCUUGAACAAGCUUCUUUGUAAAGAUAACUUUGACCUGGUUGUUAAUAGCACCUUGAGUCUGUCGCAUAACAGUGUCACCGUUGCUAACAAAAUGGGUCAUCUGCUUGGUCAUUGUAUAAUGAUUAAAAAUGGCUAUUCUGUAAGACGCAAUUCAAAUGAAAUGGCAGAGGAAACAAGACUGUUCAAAGUGUUGUUUGAUGCAGAAUGGAAAUAUCGAGUAAAUGCUCCAAUGACAAGACAGAAAACUGUUCGUGAUAUGAACAAAUUAACGUGCAUACCAGAAACCGAUGAUCUUGUCAAGUUCAGGGAUUAUAUAAAACAGAUCAUAGAGAAUGAAGUCAGAGUUCUUCGUGCUUGUCCUAAUCCUGGAAGUUGGACUAGACUGGCAAAGGCGACUAUGUGCAGACUGUACAUUUUCAACAAAAGAAGAAUUGCAGAAGUUGAAGACAUGCUCCUGGAAGCAUACCAGAACAGACCAGAGUGGACGGGGACUGAAGAGUUUCGUGCCUCAUUGUCUGACACUGAGAGAGAGUUUGCAAAAAGAAUGGACAUGCUUGAAGUGCGUGGAAAAUCAAAGAAGAAUGUGACAGCAUGUAUAUUAUUAACUCCAGAUGUAAAAUCAGCUAUAAAUGUCCUGGUGGAGACAAGAAGUAGUUCAUUGGUAUCAGUUCCAAGAGACAAUCCCUAUCUUUUCUCCAGAUUAAAUGCUCUUACUCCAUUAUCUGGCAGUCGAGCUAUGCAUGAAUUGGUUCGAGAAUGCCCGGGACUGCAGAGGCCUGAAAGGAUAACAACAACCUUAUUGAGAAAAUACAUUGCUACAGUGUCACAGAUUCUUGACAUGACUCAUGGUGAACUAAAAUUGCUUGCAAAGCAUCUGGGACAUGAUGUGAAGACACACAAGGAAUAUUAUCAGUUGUCUUCCAGUACCAUGGAACUCUCAAAGGUUGCCCUGAUGUUGUAUGCUGUUGAAAAUGGUAAAGUCAAUGAGUGGAAGGGAAGGCAGAUGAAGGACAUAGUAGUAGAAGAUUUACCUCUUCCAAUUGAAGACGAAGAUGGCCAUCAAGAAGAGUCCAUGUCAACUGCUGACAGUGAAGAGCCAGGCAGUCUGACCCAUGAUAGGAGGGAGCCAAGUGAAGAGCCAGCCAGUCUGACCCAUGAUAGGAGGGAGCCAAGUGAAGAGCCAGCCAGUCUGACCCAUGAGUCCAUGUCAACUGCUGCCAGUGAAGGGCCAGCCAGUCUGACCCAUGAUGAAAUGAGGCAGCCAAAUCCUCAAGGGACAGGGACAAGAAAAGGAAUGAAACGAAAGUGGGCCAGCGAAGAGAACAUAUGUUUCAUGAACUUUUUUAGAGAUGAAUUAAGAGAAAAAAUAAUGCCAUCUGGCUCAAAAAUAAUGGGGUCCCUAAAAAUACUUACCGGAAGAACAGUGGCCCAGAUAAGGGCAAGGGUCCAUAACAUUAUUAUGAAAAAACAAAAAUGGAAAAAGAAUUGUUGAACUGUGGAAUAUGUUUAUGCCCCUGGUAGGGUGGCAUAUAGCAGUUGAACUGUCCGUCAGUCAGUCAGUCUGUCCAUCUGGCCGAAAACUUAUAUGGCCAUAACUUUUUCAAUAUUGAACAUAGCAACUUGAUAUUUAUACCCCUAUUACAAUUGGUAAUGGGGGCUAUAUAGGAGUCACGUUUGUCGGUCUGUCCCGAUAUUUCAUCCGAUCUUCACCAAACUUGGUCAGUAGUUGUAUGUAGAUAAUGUCUAGGUCAGUUUGAAUAUGGGUCAUGCCAGGUCAAAAACUAGGUCAUGGGGUCACUUAGUAUGUUUUAAACUGUAAGUUUGUACGGACCAUAGCUAUGUCAUUUAUUGUUACAUUUUUAAAUGACUCGGUACAUUUGUUCACCAUCAUGGAACGGUGUGUCUCGUUAAAAAAAAUUACGUCAAUAUCUCAAAGGUCAAGGUCACACUUGGGAGUUCAAAGGUCAAAUGCUUGUCCGGGCCAUAGCUUUGUUUUUUAUUGUGAGAUUUUAAAAUCAUUUGGCACAUUUGUUCACCAUCAUUGAACAGUGUGUCGGGCGAAAGAAUUACGUCGAUAUUUCCAAGAACAAGGGCACAAUUUGAGUUUAAAGGUAAAAAAUGGCCAUAAUUGAGCUUGUCUGGGCAAUAACUAUGUUGUUUAUUGUGCGAUUUUAAAAUCGUUGGCUCUUUUGUUCACCAUCAUUUGACGGUGUGUCGCGCGAAAGAAUUAUGUCGAUAUCUCCAAGGUCAAGUUCGUAGUUUUAGUUCAAAGGUCAAAAAUGGCAAUAAAUUAUCUUGUCUGGGCCAUAAAUAUGUCAUUCAUUGUAAGAUUUUAAAAUGACUGUACAUCAAUUUUGUUCAAAGUCAUUGGAAGGCUUGUCAUGUGAAAGAAUUCAAGAGUUCAAAGGUCAAAAUGGCUAUAAAUGAUAAUGGCAUAAUGAUUCUUAAAAAAUCGCCAUAAAUUGUAUUAUCUUGUUUUGUGAAGACAGCAUACAAAAUAAUCAAUCAAUCAAUGCGGUAUGUGGGGGUAACAGACAAAGCUCCAGUUGGCAUGCAUGUGCAUCUUGUGAAGCUGCACAUAUUGAGUGGUGAAAAGUGAAGGUCAAGGUAAUUCUUCAAGGUUAAAUGUUAAAUAUAUUGCUUUUGUCCGUCCGUCUGAAAACUUUAAAAUUGUGCCAUAACUUUUGAGCUCACCUGAGUGCAACAUGCUCAUGGUGAGCUUUUGUGAUUGCCUUUUGUGCGUUGUAUGUCGUCAACAUUUUGCCUUGUGAACACUCUAGAUUCCACAUUUAUUGUCUGAUCUUCAUGAAAUUUUGCAGAACAUUUGUCACAUUGAUACCUCGACUGAGUUCGAAACUGGGUCAUGCUGGGUCAAAAAUUAGGUCACUAGGUAAAAAAAACAACAAAAAAACUUGUGAACACUGUACAAGUCCAAUCUUCAUGUAACUUUGUCAAAAUGUUUGUCUAAAUGAUAUUUUGGUUGAGUUAAAAAUUGGUUCCGGUCCGUUGAAAAACAUGGCCGCCAGGGGCGGGGCAGUUUUCCUUAUAUGGCUAUAGAGAAACCUUGUGAACACUUUAGAAGUCAAAAUGUUUGCCUUAUCAUCAUGAAACUUAAUCAAAACAUUGGUUUUAUUUAUAUUUUGGACGAGUUCGAAAAUGGUCCAGAUCAGUGAAAAAACAUGGCCGCCAAGGGGCGGGGGAGUUUUUCUUAUAUGUCUUUAGUUAAACAUUGCUAACACUCUAGAGGCCACAUUUAUUGUCCAUUCUUCAUGAAAUUUGGUCAGAAGUUUGGUCUCAAUGAUAUCUUAGACGAGCUGAAAAUGGUUACGUUUGCUUGAAAAACAUGGCUGCCAAAGGGCGGGGCAUUUUUCCUUAUAUGGCUAUAGUAAAACGUUGUGAACACUCUAGAGGCCACAUUUAUUGUCCAAUCUUCAUGAAAUUUGGUCAGAAUAUUUGUCUCAUUAAUAUCUUGGAUGGGUUUGAAAAUUAUUAUGUUUGCUUGAAAAACAUGGCUGCCAUGGGGCGGGGCAUUUUUCCUUAUAAAAAUGGCUAUUGUAAAAUCUUGUUAACACUCUUGAGGCCACAUUUAUUUUCCGAUCUUCAUGAAACUUGGUCAGAAUAUUCAUCCCAAAAAAUAUCGUGGACAAGUUAAAAAAUGAUGCUGGUUGGUUGAAAAACAUGUCCGCCAGGGGGUGGGGCAUUUUACCUUAUAUGGCUAUAGUAAAACUUUGUUAACACUCUAGAGGCCACAUUUAUUUUCUUAUCUUCAUGAAACUUGGUCAGAAGAUUUGUCCUAAUGAUAUCUUGGAUUAGUUCAAAAAUAGUUUUGUUUGCUUAAAAAACAUGGCCACCAGGGGGCGGGGCAUUUUUCCUAAUAUGGUUAUGUAUCAUGCUUUACUAAAACAUUGUUAACACUCUGUAGGCCACAUUUAUUUUCCGAUUAUUAUGAAACUUGGUCAGAUGAUUUGUCCUAAUGAUAUCUUGGAUGAGUUCAAAAAUGGUUCUAGUUGGUGGAAAAACAUGGCCGCUAAGGGGGCGUGUCAUUUUUCCUUAUAUGGCUAAAGUAAAACCCUGUUAAAACUCUAGAAGCCAUAUUUAUUGUACGAUCAUCAUGACACUUUGUCAGAAGAUUUGUCCCAAUGAUAUUUGGACAAGUUUGAAAUUGGUU